AUGUUGACAUCGGUAACGUCGGCGAACAGCAAGGUCAUGACUCUGGAUGAGAACGGGACAGCUGUAUCCCAGGACAAGAGAUGGGCGCGUCGGGGCGACGAUGACGAAGAGAAGGACUCCGAUGACGAGGACGAAGAGUCUGAAGAGGAGGAGGAGGAAAGUAGCGAAGAGGAGGAAGAAGGGGCAGAAGGUACCAGCAACCAGCCAGAACUAACUCGUGCAGAACGGAAAGCGCUCAAGAAGAAGGAAGCCGAGCAGAAACAGCAACAGGCCGCUCUCAACGAGGAGGAUGCUGAUUUGAUCAACCCGAACCACGUCACCAAGAAGAUGAAUAUAUCAGAUCUGAGCGCGCCUCGGGAACUUACGCGUAGGGAGAGGCAAGUGAAGGAGAAGAAGGAAGCUCAGGAUCGCUACUGGAAGCUCCAUGUACAAGGCAAGACUGACCAGGCGAAGUCUGAUCUCGCUCGCCUGGCCAAGAUCAAGGCUGAGCGUGAAGCAGCUCAAGCAAGGCGCAAGGCCGAAACUGACGCUAAAGCAGCUGAAAUCGAAGAGAAGAAGAAAGCAGCUGCCGCUGGGCGACGCAUAUGA
Messenger RNA from Pleurotus ostreatus (oyster mushroom), 588 nucleotides. RefSeq lists its product as uncharacterized. NCBI's taxonomy places the organism in Eukaryota, Fungi, Basidiomycota, Agaricomycetes, Agaricales, Pleurotaceae. The transcript is spliced from 5 exons. Gene Ontology annotation, cellular component: cytosol. The record is from RefSeq and is a predicted model, not a curated record. Gene Ontology annotation, molecular function: RNA binding. Bases 1 to 588 code for a protein of 195 amino acids.